AUGAAACUGUUAAUUUUCCUCUCCUUUUGCCUAGCUACUGUAUCUGCUGGAAACAAUACAAUCUGCACCAGUGGCUUCACUUUGGUCAACAGCAAAUGCUGGAAACUAUACCCAGAUCCCGCUAAUCAUACAAUCGCUGAGAGGACUUGCACUAAUGUUGGUGGCACUUUGUUCAUGACCAAGAAUGCUAUUGACAACAGAGCCCUCGCCUCGUUUGUUGAUGGCAGCGGAGUUUCUCAUGUUUGGAUGGGCUUAUUUUGCAUAGGAAACGACAAAAGCUUCUGCUACUUUGAUGACCAGAAAGGAUCACCAACUACUUAUAACAAUUUCGCUCCCGGAUUCCCAAACUCUGGAGUCGGUCGUUGUGUGUAUUAUUCUGUUCCUGGAUCACCGGGUGGGCAGUGGAUUAAUGGAGAUUGCACUGAGACGUUGUCAUAUGUCUGUGAGCUCCCACCUACACAGCCAGACAUUUGUGAUAUCAAUUUCAACAACAACUGUUACUUCCGUCUCGAAGACCAAUCCUUCAGCACAGCUCAAUUGGAAUGUCAACAGAUGUGUGGAAACUUGGUAUCAAUUCAUUCUGCAGAAGAGAAUCGAUUCAUCACUUCAAUCUACUCCCAAUCUUCCUAUGACUCAAUUCGAAUCGGAGGAAUCGCCACCUCCAAAGAUUUCAUAGUUUGGACUGAUGGAUCGACAAUGGACUAUUCAAAUCUGGAAGUGUUUGGAAGCAGUGGAAAUUGCCUGUGGUUGUCGCUUCAAACGACUGAAUAUCACUCGAAGGGUUCUUGGUUUACUGGGGAUUGCACUACACCUAAGCACUUCGUUUGCAAACGACCUAUUGGAGAUCUGAAUUGUAGUGCAACUCCACCACCACCGACAUCCGCCCCACCAACUCCGAAUCCACCAACUUGCAGCACUGGUACUUAUAUGGCGCCUGGAAUCAUCGCUUCUCCAAAUUAUCCUGGCCAGUAUAGAUCCAGCUGCGCUUAUACUCUUGCCACGUAUGGUUCUAACAAAAUUCGGAUUACUUUCAACUAUAUAUACACUUCCAAUAGUGAUGUAAUUUCUAUGUACGAUGGAGAUUCUGGAGAUGCGCCAUUAAUAUAUCAACAAUAUUCAACUUACGGAACCACAUUGAAAACAUAUAUAUCUACUGGGAACACAAUGUAUGUUUAUUUCAAGUAUAAUUCAGGAGCAACAUCUGGCUAUUCUGGAUUCAACGCAACAUUUUACUCUGUAUUUUAG
This is a messenger RNA of Caenorhabditis briggsae, 1245 nucleotides long. NCBI's taxonomy places the organism in Eukaryota, Metazoa, Nematoda, Chromadorea, Rhabditida, Rhabditidae. The transcript has 3 exons. The coding region runs from base 1 to 1245 and encodes 414 amino acids. The record is from RefSeq and is a predicted model, not a curated record.